Messenger RNA from Salvia miltiorrhiza (redroot sage), 2082 nucleotides. RefSeq lists its product as uncharacterized. The transcript is spliced from 5 exons. Lineage: Eukaryota; Viridiplantae; Streptophyta; Magnoliopsida; Lamiales; Lamiaceae. The record is from RefSeq and is a predicted model, not a curated record. Bases 1253 to 1741 code for a protein of 162 amino acids.
ACCCCUUAUUUUAUAAAAUAUUAAAAAUAUUAUAUAUGGACUAAUUUACCCCUUAGACUCAUUUUUUCUUUGUUGACGUUAUUUUAGCACUCAAAAUAUUUUCACAAAUUAUUUCUUUCAUUUUCAACUCUUAACCCACUUAUAUAUUUAUUAUCAAAACUAUAAUCGUUGUUCUUCUUUUCUUAUUUUCAACUAUAUUUUUUUUUUUAUGAUGUUCUAAACUUUGACUAUUGAUUUCAUCCGAAAAUAAAGACAAAUCCUCCUUUGAAUCAUACACGUACAAUAGAGAACAAUAAUCCAUAUAAAAACUAUUGAUUUUUUGCAUUUCACAUGUGGAUUCUCAAUAAUAGAAUUCAACAACUUUUGUAUUAUCAAAAUUUUCCAAUUUAGUCCAUCAGCAACAUAUAUUCUUACCUGCGCUCUUCCAAAAGUAAAUCUCAUUCAUGCCCACCAUGUAUUUGAUCAAAUUACCCAACCAAUUUUGAUAUCAAGAUUUUAAUUCAUUUCUAAAUUUCAUUCAAAUGCUCACCCGUCUGCGGCUGCGAGACUUCGCUCGUCAAUCUCCGGCCAUCCAAUCUGCACUCUUGCUCAUUCUAGAUCCACUAUUUAUUCUUUCAAGGCUUUCUCAACUUCACCAUCAAGGUUAUUAUAACAAGAACAAUAUUUAUUUUUUCUUUCAAAACUUUUCUUUGGAACCUUUUGAUUUUCUCAUCUUUUUCUCGAAUAAAAUCACAAUCUAGACUCCAGAGGAUUGCACAAGCGAAGAUAGAAAUUAAAAGAAUCAUUGAAAAAAUAUAAUUAAUGCAUCUUGCUGUAGAAUUUUUUGGGCUUCCAACUGAAGAGAGAAAUUAAAUGAAUCAUUGAAAAAAUAUUAUAGUAAAAAUCAUUGCAAAUAUCAAGAAUUCCUUCAAAAGAAAAUGAUUAGGUAAGAAGGAAUUAAUCUGUUUUACUUGUUGAAAUUUAUAUGAAUAAGCGUGUGUGUUCUUCUUCUCCAGAUUUUGGGGCUACGGAGAAGAAGCUAAUAUAGGGCUAUAGGAUAAAAUAGUACAUUUGUUAAUAUUUUUUAUUUAUUUAUUAAAUAAGAGGCUAUAGAGAAUAAAAGAUGGGGUAUGAAUAGAAUCACCCUUAAAAGGGAAAGUGAGAGAGAAAGAGGCUUAGCCCAACUGACCUCUUAUUUCGAGUCCAGCCCAAUUAUAAGCCCAGCUAUACGCACAAUUGAAAUGACUAAAAUAACCUCUCCUUCUUCAAUUCAAUGAAUUCAUUAUACAGAGAUGGAAAGCUUCUUCAACAUAUUUCUUUACAACCAAAAUCAAUAGAAAUGAUUCCAGAGCAAUGGGCUCCUCCAUGCAACUCCCAAUGCACCCAUAAAUACGCUGCUCUCGUCCAAAUCCCAUGGAGAGUAUUCUGCAAAAAGGGAUGUGAUGCUGAUGGUGAGACAUGGGACGAAUGUUUGGGAGAGUGUGAUGAGAUCUGCUACAAAGACCCCGUCCUGAAGGACAAGCAGUGGAGCGCUUAUAUUGAUCGUUCUCCCGGUUCUGUCAGCUACUCGGAGGAAUGCUUUCGUGCUUGUGUAGCUGGCUGUAGUUACAAGUUCGAUAUUCCCGCAGAGAAACUCAAACAAGUUCAUGCAAGACCACCAAAGCCUCCACCCGAAGAGAAACCUAGAGCACCUGCUGCUGAGUCCAGAACCCCUCCCGUAUCCAUUCCUUCGGGAGAUGAGGUUCUGGGCACUUCUGCAUAACGCAAAGAGAAGCAUAAUCGGACAACAAUCUCUCUUUGAUUCUUCGUAGGAAAUAUCUCAACAAUGCCUCAGACACUGAAAGCAACUUAAGAUGAACGUUGUUUAGGUUGACUUUGUCAUUGCAGCUUUCAAGUUAUUGGUUAGGUUUGAUUAGUUUCAAUCUAGAUUCGAAGCCCAGUAUAGCAAUUUUCUGGGAAUUGUUAUGAUGAUGACAAAUUUUAGGUGCUAACUGAAGUUAUAUGGACAGCAACUCUGCAUUGUAUGAAUUUCAUACUAAAACCUUUACUUGUGGUGACUGACAGCUUAUGGUAAAUUUGAAGUCCCAUAACAGCUUUUGGGCA